Messenger RNA from Cylicocyclus nassatus, 551 nucleotides. NCBI's taxonomy places the organism in Eukaryota, Metazoa, Nematoda, Chromadorea, Rhabditida, Strongylidae. The record is from the annotation of a GenBank genome assembly.
AUGUGUAUUUUCAGAGUCACUUCCGACAGCAUGAAGCCCGCUGACGUCAGAACGCACACCGUUGAAUCGCUUAAGGUGGCUCCACUUGGUGAUGGCCAUCACGGAAGAGAUUUUUACAAAUACUUUUUCACUUCUCACCCUGAACAUCGUCACUUCUACAAAGGUGCGGAAAAUUACACUGGUGAAGACGUGGAAAAGAGCGAGAGAUUUGACAAGUUGGGAGACGCUAUACUCUUGUUCGUGCACGUCUUGGCUAAUCUCUGUGAAAAUGAAUCGGUAUAUCGAUCAUUCGUGCGCAGAGUUAUGUAUGAGCAUUUUGACAGAUCAAUUGACCCUGCACUUUGGAAGCCAUUUUGGGAUUACUGGGUGGGAUUCCUAGAAAGCAAAGGAUCAGCGUUGACCGCAGAGCAGAAGGAGGCAUGGAAAAAUUUUGGUACCGUAUUCAACGCUGAAUGCCAAGCCUACCUGACUAGAAUGGAGCGCCCACAUGCGUGAACCACCUUAACUUAGCCAUUUCUUAGUUAGUCUACCUAAUAAAUAUUAUAAGCAGA